AUGUGUAUUGUUCUUUUUUUAUCUGAUAAUGAAUAUAUAUAUCCAGGUGGAAUUUCGAAUGAUACAGAUGGUAAAUCUAUUCAAGUUCAUGCAACUGCUCUUCUUAUUGAUCCAAUUGAUAAAUCAUAUUGGUGGUAUGGAGAAUCUCUUAAAACUGCAACAUUAUCUGAUCAUGAUAUUCAUUGUUAUCAUUCAAAAGAUCUUAUAAAUUGGAUAAAUAUAGGUCAAGUACUUGGACAAAAACAAAUUUUUAUUAAAGAUCUUUCAGGUCCAUAUGUUAUUGAAAGAGCAAAAGUUGUUUGGAAUAAUAAAACAAAAUUAUUUGUUAUGUGGUUUCAUCUUGAUAGUUAUGAUUAUAAAUAUCGUUAUGUUGGUGUGGCAAUAUCACCUAUACCAAAUGGAAUAUUUUAA
Rotaria sordida is the source of this 411-nucleotide messenger RNA. The record is from the annotation of a GenBank genome assembly. Lineage: Eukaryota; Metazoa; Rotifera; Eurotatoria; Philodinida; Philodinidae.